This is a messenger RNA of Prunus armeniaca (apricot), 1173 nucleotides long. Lineage: Eukaryota; Viridiplantae; Streptophyta; Magnoliopsida; Rosales; Rosaceae. The record is from the annotation of a GenBank genome assembly.
AUGGGAACCACUUCAAUACCAACGUUCUUAUCGGAGGAUGGACUAUCAUACGGCAUGCCAAGCGGAGCAAGCCCCGCGCUGCACCCUAGCACUCCCUUCGGUAAUCCUCCGGUGAUUCAGACUACGGUCGAAGCGGAGCUUCUGGCUCAAAUGACUUCCCUUCGGAAGGAAAUGGCCAAGCUCCAAGAACAUAACAACCUCCUCUCGUCCAAAGUAGACGAAACCCAGUGGCUGCUUAAUCAGCAGGAAACGCAGAAUAUUCAAGCUACGGAACCUUCCCAGAGUCUGCAGACCCCCGGUCAGCAGAAGAAGGGGAAGAAGAGGGCAAAGGCAACGCCUACGCCUUCCAAACAGCUGGUAGUUCCGGCACCACGGGACCAGCCUCACGUACCAAAGAAGGUCUACACCGACUGUCGCCAUCGGAUCAACGACAAGGAGGCCGAAUGGCAGAGGUCCCCAACCAGGAUCAAUGCUCGCUUGCGGGACUCACGGAUGAGGGUCCUUGGAAACAAAUCACCCCUUAGAAAGGUCCAAGGGUUGGAGUCGGAGGUAGAAUCUGACGAUGAGUAUGCCUCCUCCAAGGGCACCGAAUCAAACUACCAUUCGGAAACUCCCACAGAGUAUUCAAAGGCAAGACCACCAAGUCCGAGGAGAACUUUCGAAGACUAUAGUUCCGAGGAGGUCCCAAGCCGAGACCCCGCUAUCCGUCUGCUCUUCCAGAGAAUUCAGAAGAUGGAAGACGACCGAACCCGGUCCCAGAAACCUGACUGGGGGAAACUUCGGCCGGGUCCCUUUACCGAGCGCAUCAAGAAGUCCAGACAGGACAGAUGCAAGGGCCUCAACGAUGAGGGGCAAUGUUUGUUGUUCCCAUCCUCCCUUACCGAAGCCGUUUUGAACUGGUUCUACCGUCUUGAACCAGGAACGGUAGACUCGUUUGACGAACUGAAACAGAUUUUUCUCAAUCACUUCAUGAUCCAGACGGACCGUCUGUACUCUGUAGACAAUUUGUACACGAUUCGGCAGAGAGAAGACGAACCCCUACGGGAAUACGCUGCGCGCUUCAGUCAUGAAUACUCGAGAUGUCCGGAAACGGAUGAUAGGGCAGCCUACGGCCCCUUCAAGAGUGGCCUUCGAUCCUCUCACUUUCGGUAUCUCAUGCACAGUAGCAACUGA